Gamsiella multidivaricata is the source of this 1170-nucleotide messenger RNA. RefSeq lists its product as uncharacterized. Lineage: Eukaryota; Fungi; Mortierellomycota; Mortierellomycetes; Mortierellales; Mortierellaceae. The record is from RefSeq and is a predicted model, not a curated record. The transcript has a single exon. Bases 167 to 1129 code for a protein of 320 amino acids.
UGAGGGUAACGUUUACUCUGGAUCAGUGCCCACAUUAUGGAGGAUAGAUUUAAUACCAUAACAUGCGCACCGUCCUAAUCGUCUUCUUGUUGAUUUACACACCUUGAACGUGAACCAGGCAGACCCACCGAAGUGCAACUAUUGUCCAGCGGCCCACUUCACCUCCAUGGCCAUGCUAUCGACACAUCUAUCAUCGAAAAAGCAUCUUGUACGCGUCAAAAUGCAGAGCGAGCACAGGCAGCAAGGGCCACACGGUCGUUCACACGAGAGUAUGCACACCGAGCAGGCACCUGGAUCAUCUGGCGAGGAUACUGAAAUGAAGGACGCCGAUCAACACGAGGGCCCAACUAUGGUGAACAAGGAGGGUGAUAUUGGAACUGGUACCGACAAUACUACGAGCUCGUCAAAUGACAAAGGGGGUCGUGCAGCCGAAGGUUCGAGUAAGCUGUGUGGAGUGCGGACGCCAACGGCGAAGCAGCGAAGACGGAAAGCCGAGAGAGAUAGGAAGAAGGCACGGGCUCGACAGGGACAUGCACUCAUGGAUCAGGAUGCGCCUGCCACCGAUACCACACUCCCCCCUGCCAACUUUGAUGAGUUUAAGCCCGCGCUUAAACCUAUAUCUUCAGGAACACCGCUUACGAUUGCCUCGACAGAUCUAAUAUCUGCACCAGUGUCCAAGGAGCAGUUUGAAUCUUCCGCCGUAUCAAGCAGGGUGAUUUGCACUACUGAUAAACCCAGUGAGGCCAAGCAUCCAGACUCAAAGACAUCUACGGAUACAACGAAUGUUCCAACUCAAAGAUGGUGGGACUGCUCCGUCUGUGGAUCGCAUUGGAAAAAACAGAGGGGAUGGCAAGGACACCUAGAGAGUGCACAGCAUAUGCGACGACUAUCACAGAUCAUGAGGGAGAUCGCUCCGGUCAUGGCGCCAUAUGGCGAAGGGGAUGUUCUUGCAUCGAAAGACACGUUCGGAUGGGGCACAGCUGUGGGUGCUGAGGAGGAGGAGGAGGAGGAGGAGGAGGAAAAAGAUGAUGAGGACAACGAAGACAGCAAGGACAUGGAAAUGGAGGACCAAAAAGGAGCGUAUGAUGUUGAAAAUGUAGCCCACGAUGACAUGGUUCUCUCCGAUUGAAUGAAUUAUUAAACAAAAUAAACCAGCGCCAUGGAGCCUAU